GUUGCUGUCACAGAUUUGUAAAGUGAAGAGCCGCGAGACAGAGCCGUCUGGAGCGCGCACACCGAAAAGAUGGAGCUGUCGGCGGUAGGAGAGCGGGUUUUCGCCGCAGAAGCCAUCCUGAAAAGCCGCGUUAGGAAAGGUCGAAUCGAGUACCUGGUUAAAUGGAAAGGUUGGGCGCUAAAACACAGCACAUGGGAACCAGAGAAUAACAUCUUGGAUGAUCGACUCAUCACGGGCUUUGAGCAAAAGGAGCGGGAGCAGGAACUUUACGGCCCAAAGAAACGUGGACCUAAACCAAAAAACUUUGUACUAAAGGCACGGGCACAGGCGGGUGAUAGACCUCGGAGCUCAAAUACUCGACGCACUCCACCUCGCACUACUGCGAAGCCUCCCGCCUCUUCCUCUUCUGCAAGUGCAGCUCCUCCUCAGCCUUCAUCGUCCUCUUCCUACAACACUGCUCCAACCCCCAGAGUGCACUCUCUCGCCGCUGCUCAUAAACUGAAGAAAGACAUCCAUCGUUGUCAUAGGAUGUCUCGAAGACCUUUGCCGCGACCUGACCCCCUAGGUGACCCCACGGGAUCCACGUCCUCAUCCCGUCCUCCCAUCUCUCCGUUCUCUGAAACUGUCCGCAUCCUCAACCGCAGGGUCAAACCGCGGGAGGUGAAGCGAGGACGCAUAAUCUUGAACCUGAAGGUCAUUGACAAAGCCGAAAACGGUGGAGUAGCAAGUAGAAGGACACCGCAGUCGUUCGCGGGGCGGGCGAAAAUCCCAUCCCGGAAUCGCAUCAUUGGGAAAAAGCAUGGGGACAUGCCUUACAGGCCUUUCCAGCAUCCUAUGAAGAUGUUAGGCUUCCCGAUGUACGGCCAACCAUUCGGGCUUAACCCCUGUGGGUCAAUGUCCUCCGUGGCCAAUGAAGGAUCCAACACCGGAGUCAAUCGGAGAGGUGGAGGCUGCUGUGAUAGCCAUUCCUCUGCAAAUGCGCAGAAGUUUCAAUAUCAGCCUCCACCUUCUCCAUCCAGCUCCAGUGGGUCUAACAACAGCUCCACUUCACCUCAGAAACAAGCAACUCAACCUGAAGCUCCAACUAAAUUGGACUCUGCAGCCUCAUCACGUUCCCGAGAUGCCUCCCAACCUCACCCUAAGUCCAGCUCUGCGCCAUUCCUCCCUUCCUCACCUUCCUAUUCAUCCUCCCCGUCAUCCUCUCUUGAAGACGAAGACCACGGCUCUCCGAAUCUUGCCACUUCUCGGGGCGGAAAGCGGAAACUUCGACAUCGAACCCAGGUGGGUCGAGCUUCGGUCUGCCAGGUUAGUGACCGCACUACUGCCCCACUUCCUGAGGAAAGCAGGGUGCCAAAAGAGGGGGAUCCCGAUUGGCACCCUGAAAUGGCACCCAGCUGUGCCAAUGUAGUCGUGACUGACGUCACUACAAACCUUCUCACAGUCACCAUCAAGGAAUUCUGCCAUUCAGGAGCUGGUUCUGAACCCUCCUCCCCUUGCCAAGCUGACAAACCACCCUGUCCCACCACAGCUGCCUCUUGAAAGUUCCCCCUAAACUCUCCAAUAAAAAUAUCUGCCCACUAAACCCCAUGAGAACUUGCCAUAAUGAUAUUAUCACACACCCUAAAAUAGUUGCCGUUAAUGAAAUUAAAAUGUAUUUUUUGGGUGAAAUUAAAAUGUAUUUAAGUAAUAUUUAAAUGCAGGGGUGCUUUCCUUGACCUGUACUUUUUAAACAACAUGUUAUGAUGGUUUUGUAGUACUUCAUGCUUUUCUUCCCCCUCUUUUUUCCCCAGUGAUCCUGUCUUUCCACAGCCUUUUUUCCCCAAGUAAUUGCACCUUGUCUUGUCACCUCCAGUCCUGUAGAGACCACCAUUCCCAUAUCUACAGACCUAAAGUUCAGAAUCAACCCAAGAAAUGUUGAUCUCAACAGCUUUCUUGGAUUCGAGAUGUUGCACCAAGACAUUUGUAAUCUUUUGAGGUCCGUUUUCAUUGGGAUACCGAACACAGGAUGCUUUGGAAGUUCAGCCAGUGUGGGUGAAGAUCCGCACACACACACUUGAUAGAUAACACUUAGUGCAUUGAUCUCACCAACCUUUUCCUGUGCUAACGAAGAACCUUGCUGAUGAAGAACCCAAGUGACUCUAUUUAUAUGCACCAAGCUGUAAAAUCCUGAGGACAGUUAAGUUAUUUCCUUCUGCUUGAAUGAUCCAGCUGUCUGCUGAGACUAAACUGACUCAAGUGUGAAUGCUGAGGACUGCAUCUGUAGUGUGGUACUGUACGUUAAACCUUCCACAUACUCAAUUACUCACUUGGAGAAGAACCUUCUCAUAUUUGCCUUCUGACUACAAUAGUUUGUGUUUCAUGUUAUAGUUACUGUAUUUUUGGGGCCGGUAACCAGAGGUAGUUUCUCUCAGAACUUGAUUGGAGGAGUUCAAAUACCAUUUAGAGACUUUUACACUAAGUGGGUCUCAAAAAUACCAAAUAUAACAGAUUGCCUUGGUUGAUGAAACCCUCUUUCGCACUCUCAAAUGAUAAAGUCUGGGACCAUGCAUAUUGUGUGUUAUGCUGGUGACUGCAUGUUGUUGGCCCUUGAGCUCAUCCCGUGUUGUCUGCAGGUCCGACUGGGCGCUAGCAUUGACAAUACAGACCUGGGAUAAAGUUAGCUUGUUUAGUUAGUAGAUGCUAGGGAUGUGUCAGUACUUAUAUUUUGGAAUUGGUCCGAUUUUGGGUACUCAUAAAAGUGCUCCAAUACUAAUGUCCAUGGAAAGAAUCUAUCUAUCUAUCUAUCUAUCUGGAAGUAUUGGUAUUCACAUUAUUUAAACAAAAAUGGUUUCUGUGCAUCCCUAGUAGAUACACCACUUGCUGUCGGUUGUAGUUAAAUGUUUAAAGAAUAGUUCAUCCAAAAAUGAACAUUCUGUUUUAGAAUUUUCAUUAAUUUACUCACCAUCAUGUAGUUCCAAACCUGUACGAUUUGUGGUAUGUUUACCAGUAUGUUCCAUACUAUGAAAGUGGAUAGGGACCAGAGGCUGUAAAUCUCUAAAAAAGACAAAUGACUUGUGUGCGCUGUAUUCCAAGAUGUAUAAAGCCAUUUUAUUGCUACCUAAAAUGGGCUGAAAAAAGUUGGCUUGACAGCCUUGGACACCAUUCACUUUCAUUGUAGGGAAAAGAGCAGCUUAGACAUUCUGACGAAUAACUCCUUUUAUGUUUUACUGAAGAAAUGUUUCCGAAUGCAUGAAGGUGAGUACAUGACGCCAGUUUUGCAUGAACGUCAUUUAAUAUUUAACAUUUUACUGAAAGCUAAAUGUUUUAGUUGCUGCAUGGCAUAAUUUUAUUAUUUUAGAAUUUAUUAAAAAGAAGUUGUGGGAUGCUUUUCGCUUAGGCUUUUUUCGGGCAGUCCAGCAAGCAAUAUUAUAACCUGUCACAUCAGCCCUGAAGAAACAGGCUAACACACAGUUUAUGGCAGCUAACCUGGUUGUACUGAAGGAUGAUAAAAUGUCAGACUCCACCGGAGGACAAAGGCAAACCUCAUUAUAAGAUUUAAUUAUAGAACACAAUUAAGUUCCACUUGUAGUCAUAUACAGUCGUCCUCUAAUGGAGCAUUAUUACUCCAUCACUGUGCCUUUAGGGAGAAAUGAAAACCUUACAACAUUUUUUAUGACUUUUUUUAAGCGUUUCCCCAAAUUAUUUACAAAUAUUGACAAUUUUUAAAUAUUUUCAUAUUUUUAGUAUGUGUGUGUGUGUGUGUGUGUAUUAUAACUUUUUCUUUUAAUAACUUUUUAGUUUACCCAGCUUCCAAACAUUAAUGUGAACUUAUCUACUCUUAUCUUAUCUACUUAUUUUCUUUUUCAAAGUUCUUUAAAAGCUUUUUUGUUUAUCAUAGUCAUAUGUUUAUCCCAGGUCUGAAAUAAUUCAUGUUCUGAACAUAUCCCUGGUGCUGCCCCACGUAGGGCGCCACGUGUGGUGCAUCUGUACAAUAAUAUCUAAUAUUGAAGCAUGUGUUGCCUUUAGCUGCUCCGUUCGAUCCCAUGAUGUUGUUACCUUUGCCAACAGUACAAAUUGUUCCACAUACAAAACAGUCAAGUCCUUGUUUACCUUUAUAUCCUCAAUGUUAGAAAAAUAGAUGUCACUAUGGUGUGAAACAAUGCAAGAUGGUUUAAAGAGGUAGCUUAGCACUAUGAUAAUACGUGGCCUACAUUUCAUGCAAUAGGGCUUGUAUUUUAUAGGAUGUAGCCACCAGGGACCAUCACUGCACAGACAAGAAGAGAUUAUGUUUAUAAGGAUGAAGGUAUACUGGAGGUUACAUCCUCAAAUUUCAGUGUCUGAUGUGUUUUUUUUUUUCUUUCAUUUUAAGAUGAAUUAUUAAUUUCACCGUGCUGUAGAAGUGAAUGAUAUGUGAUGCCUUUAUUUCAUAGCCAUUGUUCAAUUUUACUAGUCUACUUUGGGUUUGAGAGAAUGUAGAACUCAAAAAUGAUAAGUGUGAUUUAUAGGAGUCAUUUCUUUGGUGGCAUUGAUGAAGCUGAUUGUGAUAAUGAACUUGUUGCUAUGACAUUGUAAUGUAAUGGAUGCAUGAUUUGAGAACCCUAAUUGUACAGGUCCUUUAAAUGUCAUAAUGUGUCUGUUGCUUUGUGUGUUUCUUGAAAGAGGCUUUUAAUAAAAUCACUUUAAAGACA
Messenger RNA from Onychostoma macrolepis, 4667 nucleotides. RefSeq names its product chromobox homolog 6a (gene cbx6a). Lineage: Eukaryota; Metazoa; Chordata; Actinopteri; Cypriniformes; Cyprinidae. The transcript is spliced from 5 exons. The record is from RefSeq and is a predicted model, not a curated record. The coding region runs from base 70 to 1539 and encodes 489 amino acids.